AUUCUAGCAUCUGGCUUUAUAAGGGAGCCAGUUUCAUCCAGCGCUACCAUUUGCGAUUGGUUUAAUUACUGUCGGGAAGCGGUAGUUAUAUACCAAAUAGACCAGCAGGUAGCGGUGGGUAAAAUUGGCGGCCCUGGUAAAGUUGUGCAAAAUGAUGAGAGUAAAUUUGGGAAAAGGAAAUACAAUAAAGGUAGGAGAGUAGAAGGCUACUGUGUCUUGGGUAUGGUGAAAAACGGAAGUGACGGUCUCCGUUUGGAAGUUUGUCCCGAGAAUGUCAGAUCCACGGAGGUGCUCAUACCGUUAAUACGGAAACAUGUUGCCCAGGGUACAAUAAUACACACAGAUUGUUGGAAGGCGUACGACUGCCUACCUGGUCACGGGUAUGAUCACGCGUUAACCACAGUGACCCGGACAAUUCUUUUGUGGCAAGGGAUGGAACCCACACCCAAAGGAUAGAAUCCCAGUGGCGUGUAAUUAAGAGAUUUUUUUGUGCGGGACAAUUAUAACAACCCCGAACUCUUUACGGACUUCAUUAUGGAGUACACAUGGAGAAAAAGUAUUGCUAACAACCAUGAUGAUCCUCUUGUAAAGUUGCUGCAAACAAUAAUAUACUUAUACAUUUUGAAACCUUGGUCUUUUUUUUGUAGUUAGAAAGUUUACUUAAUAACUUUUUAUAGGGAAUUUGUUUUCUUAAUUUUGGGAAUUUUAUUAAUUUGACUACUUUUAUUUGAUUGCAUGUGGCAACACUUAUGUUCUGUCAUCUUGCAACCCUUUCGUUAUUGUACAAAUAAACAGAAUUGUGCAAAAAAGUUAAAUGUUUAUUUACAGCAAAUUUUGAUAUAAUUUGUUAAAAAUAAAUAUGUAGAAACAAAUGUGUGAAGUGUAAAUAUAUUUAAAGUGCAAAAUAUAUGUAGAAAAUUCAAUAUACAGUGAGAAAUAACGAGUUCAAAAUUGUUAAUUUUAAAUCUUUAAUUUCAAAUAUCUCGGAAAAUUUGCUCCUUCUUAUUAUUAUACGUUCUCUGACCCCCCCAUAUUGCAAUGUAACAAGACAAAACGCAUUGUUUUCAACUUCCGCAAACUUAAAGCAAUGGGUUUUUAACCACACCCAAUAUCUAACGUGAUUUUCAUCCCCGCAAAUCUGUUUUGCCAAAUUAAAAGGAGGAGGACAAGAGUGGAAUACUUCGGACUAACCAUUUGUCGAGGUGAUAUAAAAACUAACCCAGAUAAAGUCGAUUCCAAUCGGAAGUACAUACAGCGAACAUGCUAUAGUUUGAAUUACGAUUUGGAAACAAUGAAUAGAA
Messenger RNA from Zeugodacus cucurbitae (melon fly), 1301 nucleotides. RefSeq lists its product as uncharacterized. The annotation marks the transcript as partial. The record is from RefSeq and is a predicted model, not a curated record. NCBI's taxonomy places the organism in Eukaryota, Metazoa, Arthropoda, Insecta, Diptera, Tephritidae. The transcript has 2 exons.